This is a messenger RNA of Venturia canescens, 3648 nucleotides long. It is a transcript of the gene Drat, whose product is annotated as Death resistor Adh domain containing target. The transcript is spliced from 4 exons. Gene Ontology annotation, molecular function: oxidoreductase activity, acting on the CH-OH group of donors, NAD or NADP as acceptor. Bases 358 to 1575 code for a protein of 405 amino acids. Lineage: Eukaryota; Metazoa; Arthropoda; Insecta; Hymenoptera; Ichneumonidae. The record is from RefSeq and is a predicted model, not a curated record.
CGGCAAAACUCUGCGAGCAGUUUAUACGUCACGCGCAGCUGUUGGUGAAUGACAAAUUUGAAAAUCUUUCGUUUGUUCAAAGUUUUGAAACUCUUUUGUUAUUUAUUAUUUGCGUAAUAUAUUACGACGACGAGAAAGGUUGUACUCGCUCAAUCGGAGUCGCGAUUGUUAACGCAGUUUCUGUUGCUCCGACGAAUAAUUUAUUUGAGUUCGAUAUCACCCGGCGGCAACGAUUUUAAUGUGAUCUUUUUUUUUGGCGGUGACUCGAUUUUUUAUAAUACAGCGCGUGCAUCGAUUGGAUAAAACUUGGCUGUUUCUUCUUCGAAGUCUGCGAAAACAAAAGGCUGUUUCGCGACGAUGCCUGUUGAAGUUGCAUCCACCGCACAAGCCCAGCAGCACUCGUCGCACAAUCGUUACAAUGACGGGAAAACAAGAAUGAAUAAGCUGUGUCGGCAAUUAUCGAUCGAGAGCCCGAGCGUCGUUGGUCGAGAAUGCGUAUUCAGUAUCGACGUUCCGGUCCCGGAUGUACCGAGUCAAGGUGCAAGAAUACGGGUAGUGUGCGCCGGUGCUUGUUACCAUCCGAGACGUUCACCGAGUCUAUCGUCUUUGACAUCGGUUUCGAGUUCGAGCAGUCUCGCGACCGAGGUCUCGGUCGAGACCGAUUUUCCCAUAAUGCCGAACCAACAUCAUCACGGUUUUCGCGAUGCCGCUUUAUUUCCCGGCUACGAAGUUGCCGGGGUCGUUGAAUCCCUGGGUUCCGGUGUCCCCGACGACUGCGAAUACAAACUCGGUGACCGCGUGAUCCUUUAUCCCUUCGAUGGAAUACCGAACGGUUACGUGGAAUACCUCGUCGUUCACGAUCUCAAAUAUCUCAUCAAAAUACCCGAUGCGAUGCCCCUCAGCGUUGCCGCUAUGUUACCCGCUGGAGCGUUACUCGCCAUGAAUACAGUUUUCGCCGUUCACGAACACGUUCAGGAACUGGUGAAGCAACGCGGUCAGUCCGGUGUAUGCAAAAUUCUCAUUGUUGGUACAGGAGGUCUGGCUCUAUGGGCGUUGAGAAUUGCCGCGUAUUACUUCAGCAACAUGAAGGACAAAGUUAUGAUAACCGUUGCCUCUCUCAAGGAUGACGUGCUCCUCAUGGAUCCGGAAUUUCGACGAGUGAACGUGGUGCAGUGGAACGAGGGAUUGUACGAGAAACAGCUGAUCGAGCGUACGAUCGACGCGUGUCAGGGCCCGGUGGACGUGGUUAUCGACUUUGGUACGACAUCGCGAAGUCUCCAUCGCAGUAUGCAAUGUCUGAGCAAGGGCGGUGUCGUAUUCAUAAUAAAAGACGUGGCGGACAGACUUUUGCCAAAAUUCAGUAGACGAGCUGAAGAAUUGGAGCAAAAUAUUAAAUCGGUUGAGCCCGGAAGUCUGGAACAACUACGGGAGCUCGUAGCGUUGGUCGGUUCGGGUGAGAUCGAGCCACCGCCUCACACCGUUUAUUCGGCCGAUGACGCGAUCGAAGUCGUCCAAAAGCUCUGUCAUUCGGAAAUUCAUGGCAGAGCGAUUCUCCGCUUUUAUCCAACCGAUUAAACCGGGCGGGAUCUUUAAUACACGUGGCCGGAGGUUGAAAACCUCGACGAGAGAUCCGAGAGAUUGAGAUUAUGGUGUACCUGUCGCGUUUGUAAAUCGUGAUUGUGAAACGCGCAUAGUCGAUGCGUUAACGAAUGAGACAACGAGCCCCGCAACGGUUGCUCAUCGUUAAUGGUCAAAACGUUCGUUUGCGUUGAACUGAUAGUUUUUAUUAUUAUUCAUAUUUUUUGAAUGAAAACUUGAAAGCGCGUUCGGGUACACGAUCUUUUAUGUUUUUGCCGCAUUUUUGCUCGGUGGCUCUCGUCCUCCGGAGGGGAAAAGCCGGCGUUCGUUCCAUCCUCGAUAUUUUUUAACGUUCCUUCGCGAGUGACGGAUAACGAGGGAUUUUAUUUUCACUGAUCGAUUAUUAGUAUUGAUUGUGCUCUGCUCGGGAUUCGAGACAGCGGGUCGUGCGGGAGUGAUGGAGACCGAGGGAUUAAGUUAAAUAGUAUGAAGUAGUAUGAAAAGUUCAAAGUCGAAACGAAUAGAUACGAUAAAUGAUGGACGAAAUAAAUGUUGAUUCGUAUAUAUCAGAGAAAGAAUUUGUCGCACGUGCACACGCGUAUACGCACAAAUUAAUUUGCAUUCGCGCGCGAACAAUAGAAAUUGGUCUAAUUAAUCGAUUCGCAUGGUAUAAUUGAGCGACGAGCGCGAUGAAGAUAUCAAAUAAUAAGAUAACCAUUCUUGCUGGGGUACUAGAACGACGUGAUUAUUAAAAAUCACGUGUGGUUCGAUGAACCCUUUACUCGUCAUUGACUACGAAUAAUCAAACAAUUUUCCGUCGUUUUAUACCAAUUUGGAUGAUUAUUUACAAUCCGCAAGAAAAAUAUCAGCAAAAACUGUUUGAUUAUUCACUGACAAAAAAAGGUUAUAUCGAACAAUAAUAAGCAGAAUAUCAAUGGUUGAUCGAUUUUUCAAUCUCGGAAUUAGUCAAAAGGUUUACUACUCCGGAGUUCCUCGCAAAGAGGUGGAAAACGAUGUAAUUUUUUGAUCAGUUGAACUUUAUGUUUCCCAUCGAUGCUUCUGCUUUAUUAAGUUUGUAAUAUUAAAUUUUCAGUCGUUCUAAUUUCGCCAUGGAGCAUUAAUCCGUGUUGCAUUUCUCUUUCCCGAAUUGUCGCGGAAUAUUUCGUGCUAAAGAAAAGUUUCGGGUUGGUUCGUGGAUCCUCGUACGUGCGAGAUGAGAUCACAAAAUCGCGCUGAAUAACUAUAUCGCUCGUCAUUGUUCUUGUAACAAAUUAUCGAGUUCCUCGACUCGUAUCACAUCGAUUGUUCUUCGCUUUCGAUCAACCGAUAGAGGUAUCGAAUUAGGAAGAAUUAUGUUAUGAAAAGGAACUAUUUUGUGUUCCCGCGUGGAUACGGACACGAUGCUUUGCAAAGUAUAUUAUAAUGAAGAGAAUAUAAGAGAGAAAAAACUUGAGAUUGCGCAAGCAUUAACACUGUUCGAUAUACGCGGAAACAUACCGCGUUUAUUUAUUACAAGAAUAAUAUUUCAUGCCAUUACUUCAACAUCUAGGCGGAUUUUAUUCAUUAUUAUUCGUCUUUAAAUCAAAAGAAAACACAAGGCAAUUUAUAGAAAAAGUCAUACCGAAUUUAUUGUAUCGUACUAUAUAUGAAGAGAAACUCGAAAAAUGCCCGAAUGAGCAAAAAAUCGUCACGUAUCUUGUUGUUUAAUCUUAGUACAGUAUUGAAUGCAGAAAAAAAGAUACAAAGAAUACACAAUGAGAGUGGGGAGUAUAUAUAUAUAUCGGUAAAAAUGAUAAAUUUCAAGUAACGCCAAGCAAUUCUGAGCGUCAUAUGUAUUCGUAUACAUACAUAUUGUACAUAUUUUAAGUGUAUGUUCAAAAGACUGUGCUUUUUCAUUUUCAGCUUUCUUUCGUUAUUUAUCUUUUUUUUUUUUCGUUUCAUUACGCAAUACGACUAUAGCGUAGAAUUAAGUUAUCGCGUUAAAUAAUUGUGUUGUAACGAUUGUCGAUGAGCAGUGAUUGUAUUAUACGAACGAUGUAACAAUAAAGCAUUAUAGGUUGUUUUUCUAAA